AUGGCGGUAAAAGCCGUCUCCGUCCUGUUCCAUACGUGGAACCGUAUCGAAGGCCCCCGAAAGACGGUGUUGGUUGUGACUCUACUCAAUUAUUGUUCUUGGGCCGGACCCGUCAGAUACAGGAGCCUUCCUCUUAGCGAUAUCAACCGUUUGACAACAAGACUGACAGGAAGUCUUGUUCUGUUUAUGGAUUUGAAGACGAGCCACAACUCCCCUGUUUUUGUUGAUCCUCUCCCUUCACUAGCCUUGCCUAUGACGUACACAACGCCUACUAGCUUCCCAUCUUCUGGGCUUUACCUGAACACCCCAAAGAAGAAACCUCUUCCCAGCAAGAUCGAAGAGGUUCGUGCUGCCGGAUGGCUUGAUCUGAUGCUGGCCUCCUCACCUCCUCGUAAGAGGCAAAGCAAGGACUUCUUACCCCAUGAUGUUCAAGCUGAUGAUCUUGAUUUGCGGUAUCGUAAUUGGAUGGUGAAUUAUCCUUCUGCUUUAGGCUCCUUCGAGGCAAUUACUGAGCUUGCCCGUGGAAAAAAAUUGGCAUUGUUUCUUGAUUAUGAUGGAACUCUUUCGCCUAUUGUGGACAAUCCUGCAAAUGCAGUAAUGUCUGACGAGAUGCGUGCUGCUGUGAGGCAUGUAGCAUCACUUUUCCCGACUGCAAUCAUUAGUGGAAGAUCUCGUGACAAGGUAUUUGACUUUGUGAAACUAACCGAGCUGUACUACGCUGGAAGUCAUGGAAUGGACAUCAUGGGGCCUAUUAGGAAGUCUGAGUCCAAUGGUCACCAUGUGGAAUGUGUUAGGUCCACUGAUUCAGAGGGUAAAGAGGUCAAUCUCUUCCAACCUGCAAGUGAGUUUUUACCUAUGAUAGCUGAGGUGUUUGAAAAUCUUAGUGAGAGUAUAAAGGACAUCGAAGGUGCAAGGAUGGAAGAUAACAAGUUCUGUGUGUCUGUGCAUUACCGAAAUGUUGCACCACAUGACUACGAAACAGUUCAUCAGCGUGUAACUGCUGUUCUGAAGGAUUACCCUUGUCUUAGGCUUACCCAUGGGAGGAAGGUUCUUGAAGUUCGCCCUGUCAUUGACUGGAACAAGGGGAAAGCUGUGGAAUUUUUGCUUGAAUCGCUUGGACUAAGCGAGAGUGACGAUGUUCUUCCCAUCUAUGUCGGAGAUGACAAGACUGACGAAGAUGCAUUCAAGGUUCUGAAAGCAAACAACCAUGGCUUUGGAAUUCUGGUUUCAUCUGUGCCCAAGGACAGUGAUGCCUUCUAUUCCCUGAGGGAUCCAUCUGAGGUGAUGGAAUUCCUGAGGACAUUGGCAGCAUGGAAGGAGGGUUCUAGCUGA
Molecule: messenger RNA, 1332 nt
Organism: Triticum turgidum subsp. durum (durum wheat)
Lineage: Eukaryota; Viridiplantae; Streptophyta; Magnoliopsida; Poales; Poaceae
Source: the annotation of a GenBank genome assembly